Molecule: messenger RNA, 1077 nt
Organism: Aspergillus nidulans FGSC A4
Lineage: Eukaryota; Fungi; Ascomycota; Eurotiomycetes; Eurotiales; Aspergillaceae
Product: putative oxidoreductase, 2OG-Fe(II) oxygenase family
Exons: 2
Coding region: 1-1077 (358 amino acids)
Molecular function (GO): iron ion binding; 2-oxoglutarate-dependent dioxygenase activity
Source: RefSeq, a predicted model, not a curated record
AUGGAAAACGAAAGGGAUCAAUCUCAAUUCUCAGGACUUCCACCUUUCCCAGACGAUGUGCCAACCGCUCCACUGCUUCGCCUUUCGUUGAAAGAUCUACUUGCAGGGAACGAAACAGAGAUCGAAAAACUAAGCAAAGCAUGCGAGGACAUUGGUUUCUUCUACCUUGAUAUGCGAGACGCAGGCACAGUCACGCAGAUUCUGGAAGAUGCCGAUAAAUUGUUCGAAAUAGGAGCCGGCCUAUUUGAGCUCCCGCUAGAAGAGAAGAAAAAAUAUGACCUCAGUAGCCAAAAGUCUUACUUCGGGUACAAGGCACAGGGAGCUGCGGUUGUUGAUCGGCAGGGUAACCUGGACAGGAAUGAGUUCUACAAUGUUUCGAAAGACGACAUCAUGGGCAUAUCUGGACCACUCCCAGCCCCAGACAUUAUAAAUAAAAAUCGCCACAUUCUCGAAUCAUUCAUCAAGUACUCGCACUCUAUCGUCACACUCAUCCUCAGUAUCCUCAACACAAGCUUGGGUCUUCCCGAGUCGACUUUGACCAACAUCCACCGUCUUCACGCUGUAAGCGGCGAUCAAGUACGCUUCGUUAAAGCACCUCCACAGCCUGCUGAUGACCGCCGUACUGCUCUAGGCGAGCAUACUGACUUCGGGAGCGUGACUAUUCUAUUCAACCGCUUGGGAGGGCUUCAAGUGCUUCCUCCGGGUGCGGACGCAGAGUGGCAGUACGUAAAGCCUCUCCCGGGGCACGUAAUUGUCAACCUAGGAGACGCCAUGGUGAAGUUCACAAACGGGCUGCUUCGGUCGAACAUUCACCGUGUUGUCUCUCCCCCGGGUGAUCAAGCAGACACCACUCGGUUUAGCCUGGUCUACUUCUCCCGGCCGGAAGACGAUGUCCCGCUGCGGCGAUUGGAAGGGUCCUCUCGCAUUCCGAAUCUUGAUGAAGGUGUGGUGGAAGAGAAUAUCAACAGCAAGGACUGGAUCAUUCGUCGAGCCCUAGGUAGGAGAGUGGAUGUGCCUGAUAUUGAGUAUGACAAGUCAGCAGGGACGGAGAUGCUGAGUAGGAGAUUAAAGGUGUAA